Beauveria bassiana ARSEF 2860 is the source of this 1170-nucleotide messenger RNA. Its product is annotated as Pfs domain protein. The record is from RefSeq and is a predicted model, not a curated record. Lineage: Eukaryota; Fungi; Ascomycota; Sordariomycetes; Hypocreales; Cordycipitaceae. The transcript has a single exon. Gene Ontology annotation, molecular function: protein binding. Bases 1 to 1170 code for a protein of 389 amino acids.
AUGGACUUCGUGUAUAGAGGACCCCAACAUGAUCGCCAACUGAGAGGUCCCCAAGCGAUAGAACAGAAAGCUCACGCUAAAAAACGGUGCCUUACAGAAUUUCCAGACGAGAUUAUUCUUCAGAUGGUGGACUUUCUGGAGAGAGAAGAUGCCAGUUGCCUCAUACGAACGUGUCAUCGCUUUCUCAGCCUUUUUUUUCACGAGUACCAUCGAUACGACAACCGUGGUCGGAAUCUGCUGAUAAUAGCGGCAGCGCUGGGCCACCUGAAUUCGGUCUUAGAAUUGCUUUCUGCGGGCAUUGAUACGGCCCACAAGGAUAAGUUUGGCCGGACUGCACUGCUAUGCGCGGCUGGAGCAGGGCGCGAUGCUGUUGUCCAACUGCUGCUCAAGGUCGGCGUACCAACGGUCGAGCCUGCGGAUGAGCUGACUUACAGAUUGAGUACGUUUCAGAAGCUGGAUAGGCAAGCAGCGGGCCUGGCUGGUCAUACGCCGUUAUCGGAGGCAUCCAGAAAUGGGCACGAAUUGGUAGUGAAGGUGCUGCUUGCAGAUCCGGAUGUGAAUCCCAACCAUCAGGAUGGCUUCGGUCGAACAGCGUUGGCAUUGGCAUCAUCUCAAGGACGUGUAGCGGCCGUGCAAGCAUUGCUAUCACACGAGGCUAUCGAUGCCGACCGCAAGGACGUCUAUGGCAAUACGCCGUUGGCGUCAGCCGCGACGAACGGCCACGUCGAUGUUGUUAUGCUACUACUUGCACAUACAGGGGUAGAAAGGGACUCAACUGGUUGGGAGGGGAAGACGCCGCUGUUGAUGGCGGCGCAGAUGCGGAGGAAAGAGGUCGUGCGACACUUACUCGCUGCUGGGGCUGAUCCAACGCUGAAAGAUGCUCGUGGCUUAAGCCCAAUCGACUUGGCCGAAAAGGGAGAUGAAAGUUUGAAGUGGCCUGGACCUGAUGAGCGGCUGAGUCAACGGGCUGUGAUACGGCUGUUGAGAAGCGCGAUCGCGGCUCGAGAACCGAAAGCGUUUGGUUUCAGGUGCCACUUCAUCUAUGGGUUCCAUUGCUUUGUUGCAGUGCUUUCGUCCUCGCGGAGCCUGGGGGGUUUUCUUUUUUGGUCCAAACAGAGAAGUAGCCUAGGCAAGGUCAGCGGCGCCAGUUUGACUGACGCAGACGGCUAG